Tuber melanosporum (Perigord truffle) is the source of this 1593-nucleotide messenger RNA. RefSeq lists its product as uncharacterized. The transcript has a single exon. The record is from RefSeq and is a predicted model, not a curated record. NCBI's taxonomy places the organism in Eukaryota, Fungi, Ascomycota, Pezizomycetes, Pezizales, Tuberaceae. The coding region runs from base 193 to 1383 and encodes 396 amino acids.
GUAUAAUGCUUGGAACAAUCGUAACUUUCCUUACCAUUCCUUACCUCUUUACCGAUAGAUCACCACACUGCGCAUGUCCAUCGAAGAGGGGGAAGAAAAGAAAAAAAAAAAACAACAACCUAAAUACAGAAGCCUAACAAAGCAAAAACAGGACGCCCACUUUCCCCGUACCCGCCCGCCUGCCUACCCACCAUGACGAGUAAACAGCAACACUCAAAGGCUCUCUCCUCCAUCCAGAGUACGGGUGGCAGGACUUCGGCUCAGCCGCAAGCCUCAUCACCACCAUCACCAAUACCCCUCCCAGGAGUACUAACAGAAGCAACCAAGUCAGAGAAACGACUCUUCGCCGCCGUCAUUUUCCGGACACCAGAGACACUAGCGUCCAAGGCCCGUAACCCAAAAGGGCUGCCCGAGGACCUCCAGCGUCGGGAAAAGGACUUGAUAAAGGCACUGCCCCCGCGACUCCUCCAAUCGCGAAGUACGAGCGGACGAAUAGCCAAUAGGUGGGCGUGCAAAGUGCAUGAACCACUCAACGGUGAUCUCCUCGAAGCCCUCUUUUACAAAAUCCGCUAUGAGGCGUGGGGCACGCACCUCAACACCCUAGUGCCCGUGAAGAAUAGAGAUGCGCAAGAGCUCGUCGCAAACUUGAGAAUUAUAUCGGCGUACUGGAUUCCCCCGGGAGAUUAUGAAAAACUUUAUAUGGCGAGCCCGCCUCGAGAUGACAUGUAUCAGGACACCGAUUGCGAUGGCUGCCUUCUCGCGGCUAUCGCGGGUGACAUUGUAUGUCUUGAGGCCGUGAGGAUCGCAAUCUAUUCGAGGAAGCAUCGAGGUGGUAGGUUGGUCCCGUGGCUGGACGCCUGGAUAAGGGUCCAUGGCAAAGAUGCACUUCACAGGAUCAGAGAACGCUCGGAAACGGUCGGGAGAAUUGUCAGAAAUACUAAAAGGGCGAGCUUCACCACUCUUGAGCGACAGAUUAAGAAGGACAAGCGGGAGAGAGACAAGUCCUUCCUGGAUGAAUUAAAGUACAGGGAGAGGAAACUCAAAUCCUCGGAUCCGUUUAGCCCCGAGGCCAGAAGCUACUGGGAAGCCAACAAGCCCAAAGGCCCUUCCGUGGAUUCUCAUGCUAUCCCCCAAGAAGGAGAACCCAAUCCAAUCAAUCACGUCAACGCCUCAGGCCCAAACCCGCCGGAGAUCACGAAGCAAGUACCUCUUGGCCGAAGAGCCCACUCUUUCUAUGGCGAACAUUUCAAUCCAUUCGACGUCUACUACAACAGCGACGACGACCCACUCCCGGACGGGGAAAGCGGGUACACCUCGGAGUACUCUACAAUCGAUGUCGCAUGGCACUAUCGGGAAAUUGAGCGCAAUGGUGGGUGGAUAUAAAUAUUGUAUGCUGCGUUCUUUCUUUUUUUCCUGUUUUUUCCCUACUAUACCGUAUUAUCUUUCCCUUAUAAUGCCAUUUUCACCUAGGGCUUGUAUGGUCUUACUCACACUUUCAUCUAAAUAUCCAUACCAAUUAAAGUGGGCCCCAGGCGUUCUCGUACGACGUAGACAAGAAUUGGGCUUUUGUCCAGUAAUUUUUAAUAUUAACAA